Didymodactylos carnosus is the source of this 417-nucleotide messenger RNA. Lineage: Eukaryota; Metazoa; Rotifera; Eurotatoria; Philodinida; Philodinidae. The record is from the annotation of a GenBank genome assembly.
AUGUUACGGCCCGAACGGCCGUCGUUCGAACAUGGCCGGGACGAACAAGGCCGGCUACUCGAACAAGGCCGGGUCGAACAUGGCCGUCUCCACGAACAAGGCCGGGACGAACAUGGCCGUGUAUGCGAACAUGGCCGGGUGUGUUCGACAGUAUAUCCAUAUACAUUUAUAUGUUAUACUUAUGCGAAAACAUUAUUAAAUCCUGGUACUCGAUUGGGAUGUGUAGCAUUAUCAAGUAAAAUGCCUUUAGAUUAUCGUUCAUCAUUUCGUACAUAUUUACCUCAAACAAUAAUAAUGAAUGGAUAUAUGGUACCUGAUUGUGUAACACAAUAUAUGAUACAGGAUAUAGAAACAUUAUCCGAUUUUCGAAAACUCAUUCAUUGUCACAUAAACAUACCGAUUUUCUUGGAGCCUUAG